Pseudogymnoascus destructans is the source of this 969-nucleotide messenger RNA. RefSeq lists its product as uncharacterized. Lineage: Eukaryota; Fungi; Ascomycota; Leotiomycetes; Thelebolales; Thelebolaceae. The transcript is spliced from 2 exons. The record is from RefSeq and is a predicted model, not a curated record. Bases 234 to 590 code for a protein of 118 amino acids.
AUAGCAAAAUCCCACGAUACAUUCAUCGCAUCAUUGCAGAUAUACAAAUACAACAUCUACCACUACUCUACACCGCCAGUAAACCGCAGAUACCCCGUCUCUUCCGGGCGGAAUCGAGCGACACACCAACCAUCCCCAGCACCGUAACUAGUCCGAUAGCCCAUACGCUCCUUCCACCACAACAAAAAUCACAACCUCCCCCAACAUCCCCAACGCCCAUCCAAACCACCACGAUGGGCCGCUCUCUCGACUCCUCCCGCCCAAUCAUGGCCCCAAGUCUCCUCUCCCCAAAACGCGCCUCCAUGCGCUACAGCACCUACACCACCCCCGCCCCAUCCAUGCACUCCUUCAGCUCCGACACCGUGCAGGCCGAGAUUGCGGAUAUUACCGCGGGCCUAGCUAAGCUCGAGAACAAGAAGCUCGCGUCCCAGCGUUUCGUGCCCAGCAAGGAGAAGUCGGAGAACUUGUCUAAGUUGGCGCUGGGGGCGAAGCUGGAGAGGGCUUUGGAUCGUAGGAUGAAGGGGCAGGAUGCGGUGAUGCGGAAGAAGGUUGUUAAGAGAGAUCUCGAGAAGAGCGCUGUUAUGGCUUAGAAGGAGGGUUUUUCGAUAUGAACGACAAAGGGGAGACAAGAGCGUGAUGGGGGCUACGAAGCAACAUUUUGGUUACGACAGAGAGGGGAAGAAGAGCACAGUUGAAUCUCUGAUGUGUUUCUAGGCAAGACCGAAGGAGGAGAAAGAAAGAAAGGGGCCGCUGGUGGGGUGGGAAGCAGAGGGGCGGGGUAUGAUUGAUGUAUCAGAUAUGACUACACCAGGGCAUGAUCGCAGGCGUUUUUUUAUCGCGAAGUUUUUUCGUUAUUUCUUAGCAGUUGCGUUGUUUGGACUUAUUCCACGUUUUUUAAUCGCCUGAGAGAGCAGAGAAGCGGGUGUAGGAGAAGUACUGUAGUAGUCAUUAAUUGAAAUAUACCCCAUG